AAUUGUCAUCAGUCUCCUUAGAACACUCACUGUAUUCGCACUAGUACUGUGAAAUUUCUUGUGAAUUUGAACAAAAGAUGAAUUCGUUCUGCUUAUUCGUUUUUGUUGCUUGUGUUUUGUUUGCUUCCGUUUCGGCAAAUGAAAUCCUAGUUAGACAAAUUCGAUCGUGUCAAAAGCAAUUCCCCAAAAGCGAAUCGAGGACUCUUCCCGAUUUUGAUUUGGACCUAUUGACCAAAGACGAUAAAUGUUACCUGAAUUGUAUAAUGACGGUACAGAAAGUUAUCUGGAAUGGUGGUUUUAAUGUUGAUGCAUUGGAGUUCACUGUCAAUAAUCCGAAGAUUGCCGACAAAUUUCGUAAACAAUGUGGACCGAUUCGACACACUGACAAAUGUGAAUAUGCCGCCAGAUUGCAAAAAUGCAUUGAAAUUGUAAUCAGGAAAACACCGACUUCACAUUUCCCAACAUUAGAUUAAAAUUAGCCAUAAACAUUACUUCAUGCUCAGAUCUGCAAUCGAUACCAAAUAAAAAAGUGAACCAUGUUUCAAAGUAAACUUAACUGCAUUUUUUU
Molecule: messenger RNA, 568 nt
Organism: Sitodiplosis mosellana (orange wheat blossom midge)
Lineage: Eukaryota; Metazoa; Arthropoda; Insecta; Diptera; Cecidomyiidae
Exons: 3
Coding region: 78-473 (131 amino acids)
Molecular function (GO): odorant binding
Source: RefSeq, a predicted model, not a curated record